GCUGUUCUAUGAGCAUGCUUUGUGUCUCCUUUAGCUUUAACACAUCAUAGAUGAAUCUUUCACUUUUAGCGCUUUUAGUGUAGAUGGGGCGGAAGUAUUUUCCUGUACAUAUAUACAUAUAUACUCACAGAAAGUGAUCAGACUAGGUUGCUAUGGCAGGGUGCUGCAAGCAAUACACCAGUGGAUGGAAAUUUCCCACAGUUCUUCUCUGCCUCUAUGGAUUAUUUGCUAAUCUAAGACCUUUGGAUCCAUUUUUUAUUGCAUAUCUUGUUGGACCACAUCAUAACCUCACAACCGAACAGGUGACAGCCGUUGUGUUUCCAGUGUGGACUUACAGCUACCUGGCAUUGCUGGUUCCUGCAUUCCUACUAACAGAUUACCUGCGUUACAAGCCAGUCAUAAUCCUGCAAGGCCUUGCAAUUACCAUCACAUUGCUCUUACUCCUGUUUACCCAUGGUGUUCCAGCUAUGCAAGCAAUGGAUUUUGUCUAUGCUGUUUGUACUGCCUGUGAUCCAGCUUACUAUGCCUACAUCUACAGUGUGGUUGGCUCAGAACAUUACCAGAGGGUGACUGGUUACUGCCGCAGCAUAACGUUGGUGGGUUGUACUCUUGGCUCUGUGAUUGGACAAAUGCUAGUGUCCUUGGCUGGGGUGUCAUACUUCAAUCUCAAUGUAAUGUCAGUGACAUCAACGUUGGUGGCUCUUUUGUGCUCUUUGUUUCUCCCCAUGCCAAGUAGCAGUAUGUUUGUUCACAGGAAGAUGGCCGGAGACACUACAAAUAUAUUAUCCCAAGAGCUAGAAUCUCCUCAUUCAGAGCAAACACAAAGUGCCACUGGCACAGAAACUGAGAACAAGAGUACGGGCAGUAAUAAAUGCCUACAGGUACUUUGGCGCCUGGGUAAAGAAAUGAAAGAGUGUUACUCCUCUAUGAAGAUCUUGUACUGGUCCUUGUGGUGGGCCUUUGCCACAGCCGGAUUUACCCAAGUAAUAAAUUAUAUUCAGCUUCUAUGGGAACACGUGGAACCUUCUCAGAAAUUUUCUAUAUACAAUGGGGGAGCUGAGGCUAUAUCCACAUUUCUUGGUGCCAUUUUGUCUUUCUCGGUGGCAUAUGUGAAGGUGAACUGGGAUGUGUUUGGAGAACUGGCUCUUACCAUUUUCUCUGCCAUUGAUGCCGGAGCCAUCUUCUUCAUGGUUUACAGCAGAAAUAUCUGGAUGUGCUAUGCUGGAUACAUCAUUUUCAAAUCCUGUUACAUGCUCCUCAUCACCAUUGCAACGUACCAGCUUGCUUUUAAUCUAAGCAUGGAACGUUAUGCACUGCUGUUUGGCUUCAACACCUUUGUUGCUCUGGCUCUUCAGACCAUCCUGACUCUCAUUGUGGUGGAUCCUCGAGGCCUGGCAUUGGACAUUGUAACACAGUUUAUCGUGUAUGGAAGCUGCUUUUCUGUUAUUGCUGGGAUCAUUCUUAUAAGGAGCAUGUACCUCUUGAUACCCCUGUACUGCAAGGGACCCGUCAGUCACCUACACAAGGCAAUAACAGCCAGAACUAAUGAUUAUGGGCUAAACUGAUGUCCCUGCAUCCACCUGAACCAAUACUGCUCAUACAGGGCACAUACAGUCACUGGGACAUCAUUCCCUUGUCUAGGUCGGCACUUUAUAGCCCUUAAUGUACCCUUUAAUCUUAUGAGAUAAGGGAGAACUCUUGUUUCAGGUGGUAGAACAAGUGAGCCGGCCGUGUUACAGGCAGUGUUCCUUUAUAAACCUGCUCAGCUACAUUUUAAGUAACUGGUCUGUGCACUGGACUGGUGGCUGAGACACAAAAGCCAUAAAUAACCUGUAAAAUAUAUAAAUGUAUUCUUAUAAACAGUAUUAAAGGUGCUGCAUGACUCUUUAUGCUGCAUGACUCUGCAUGAA
This is a messenger RNA of Xenopus tropicalis (tropical clawed frog), 1910 nucleotides long. It is a transcript of the gene slc19a3, whose product is annotated as solute carrier family 19 member 3 gene 1. The record is from RefSeq and is marked validated. Gene Ontology annotation, cellular component: plasma membrane; membrane. NCBI's taxonomy places the organism in Eukaryota, Metazoa, Chordata, Amphibia, Anura, Pipidae. Gene Ontology annotation, biological process: vitamin transmembrane transport; thiamine transport; thiamine transmembrane transport. Gene Ontology annotation, molecular function: vitamin transmembrane transporter activity; thiamine transmembrane transporter activity.